Cooperia oncophora is the source of this 477-nucleotide messenger RNA. Lineage: Eukaryota; Metazoa; Nematoda; Chromadorea; Rhabditida; Trichostrongylidae. The record is from the annotation of a GenBank genome assembly.
AUGCUCGUCUUCAUGACGUUCUCUGUAUGGCUUGGAAUCGCAGUAUGUGUAGGAGCAGGCUAUGUCUUCUCGUGCUUCGCGGUUGCAUUGAUAGCUGCCUUCUACGAAAUUGUGAAGCUUGGCCGCUUGGGUAUCGAGAGGACUGUGAACGAACAACAUUUGUGUGCUUGUGACACAAGUAUUGGGUCUCUUCAUGGAAGCACGGUAGUGCCAGGAAUGCCUUGUGGUAUUGCGGAUGGACACAGGAAAGCAGAAUCACCACUGCUUCUGUCCAAUUUAAAACGUCCUCUACACAUGUUGUCGUCCACUAUUUACUUCGUACAAAUGUUCAUUGCAUAUGCUCUGAUGAUGAUCUCAAUGACGUACAACGUCCCAAUAUUUCUCAGUCUUAUACUAGGUCAUACAAUAGCCUACUUCCUUCUCGGACCGCUGAUUUCUGUUCAAGAAUAUGAAAAGCUAGGAGACUGCUGUGCAUAG